AUGCCUUCCUUUUCCGAAAAGUUUGUUCAAGUAUUUCAAGAGCAUGAUUUAUCGAUUUUACUUGCUUUCUUUUCUGUUGUCGGAGCAUUCGUUAUCAUAGCGAAAGCACUUAGUUUCUGGAAAUUACUGUUUGACGUUUAUCUUCGACCUGGAAAAAGUCUAAAGCAAUUUGGUGCAGGCAAUGGUGCUUGGGCAGUAAUAACUGGAGCAUCAGAUGGUAUCGGUAAAGAAUUUGCUUAUCAAUUGGCAGCGGCGAGAUUUAACAUUCUUUUGAUAUCUCGCACUGAAUCAAAAUUACAGAAUUUAAGCAAGGAGAUUGAAAGUAAAUACCAAGUCGAAAGCAAAACAUAUGCAAUGGAUUUUGCCAAAGGAGAUAAAAAAGAUUAUGAAAACCUCAAGGAAAUUAUCGAAAAGUUAAAUGUUGGAGUAUUAAUAAAUAAUGUGGCAACAAAUCAUGAAAUCCCAACACCAUUUAUAUUGGAAACUGAUGAAAUUAUUAAUAACAUUGCUGAAGUCAAUAUUGCGGGAUUCUUAAGAAUAACUAAAAUUGUUUUACCCAGAAUGAUAUCAAGUAAUAGAGGACUUAUAAUUAAUGUUGGAUCGUUUUCUGGAAUGGUCCCUACUCCUUAUUUAUCAGUUUAUUCUGCUUCUAAAUCAUUUAUGAGCACUUUUUCAGCAGCAUUGGGCGCUGAAUUAAAAUCUAAAGGAAUUGUUGUUGAAAAUGUUAAUCUGUACUUUGUGAUAUCUAACAUGUCAAAGAUUAGAAAAUCAUCAUGGUUAGUUCCACAACCAAAGCCAUGUGUUAAAUCCAUAUUGUCCAAAAUUGGAGUGUCAGGAGGAGCAUCAAACGUUCCAUAUAGUUCCUGCGUAUAUCCAUCACAUGCUUUAGUUAAUUGGGUGAUCACAAACACAUUUAAUCAGAGUUUCUGGGUAGAUCGUGGAUUAGCUCAAAACAAAAAUAUCAGAGAAAGAGCAUUAAGAAAACGAGAAAGAGAAGCUGCCGCUUCUAAGGUUCAAUAG
Molecule: messenger RNA, 1020 nt
Organism: Funneliformis mosseae
Lineage: Eukaryota; Fungi; Glomeromycota; Glomeromycetes; Glomerales; Glomeraceae
Source: the annotation of a GenBank genome assembly